UUCACCUCUAAUGGUUGUCUGUUAUCUGAUUGUCCCCACUUGUAAAGGAAGCCAUUCCAGUAAUAACCUAUCUGAUAAUGUAACCAGAGCCGAUGAUGUCCUGUGCGGUACCUCAGAGUCCACAAUGGCGUCUGCUGAUCUGAGAGACGAGCUGAACUGCUCCAUCUGCCUGAACGUCUACACAGACCCCGUCACCCUGAGGUGCGGACACAACUUCUGCCGGGGGUGCAUCGAUCGUGUGUUGGAUGUACAGUGGGGGAAAGGAGCUUAUAGCUGCCCUGACUGCAGACAAGUGUUCAAUAAGCGGCCAUCAUUGUACAAGAACGUUACUCUGAAAAGUAUAGCAAAGCAUUUCCUGCCUCCACCAGGACAGAAAAGAAAGGCCGAGGUCAUCUGUACCUACUGUCUGCACUGCCCGGUGCCUGCUGUGAAGUCCUGUGUGUUGUGUGAAGCUUCUCUGUGUGGAAAACACCUGAAAGUCCACAACAAAUCACCAAAACAUGCCUUGAUUGAGCCCACCACUUGCCUGGAGAACCGAAAAUGCUCCACCCACAAUGGAAUCCUGGAGUAUUACUGCCUCAAAGAUGAGAUGUGCAUCUGUGUUUACUGUCAGGUUUAUGGAGACCACAAUGGACACCAAGUUCAGUCUUUGGAUGAAGCCUCUGAAGAGAAGAAAGAUAAUCUUACAAAGGUUCUGGAGACGUUGACCUCUAAGAAGAAGGAGUCUGAGACAAAAAUCCAGAAUCUACAAGAACGCCUGGAAAAAGAGAAGGGCAAGGCAGCUAAGAUAAAAGGUAAAGUCAACGCUCUGCUCACAGACCUCAGAAAACAACUGGAGGACGUGGAGAGAAGGGUCCUUAGUGAGAUCUCUGGACAGGAAAAGCAGGUAUCAGUCUUCAUCUUGGACCAGAUCCAACAGCUGGAGAUAAAGAAGAACCAUCUGUCCAAGAAAAUGGGUGAAAUCGAGGAGUUGUGUAAGAUGACUGAUCCCAUAACUGUCUUGCAAGACCCAAAAUGUCAAAACAAUUGGGGUCAAGAGGACGAUGAAGAUCUUUGUGAUCAGAAGGUUGAAGAUACAAGUGGCCUAGAUGAGGACCUGAUCAAGAAGUCCAUACAUCAACAAUUAUCUAAUGUGACAUCCCAUGUCAAUCCCUGGCUGUUUUUGCUGGACCCUGUGGAGCUCUCGCUGGAUGUUAAUAUGGCUGCUAAUAAUCUAUGUACAUCAGAAAACUUGAAGACUGCAUCAUUGAAUUAUGAAGACGAAGAAGUUCCAGAUUGCCCAGAGAGGUUUCCUGAAAAUGAGGUUUUAAGUACUCAGAGUUUUUCGUCUGGCCAACAUUACUGGGAGGUGGACACCAGUGAUCUGGGGACCUGGAGGUUUGGUGUGACCUACCCUUAUGAAAAUUGUGUCUAUGGGGCCUCCUGGACUUUUCAGAGGAAUUCUAACCAGUGUUUAGCUGUUCAUGAGAGUAACAUUGUCCAUUUGUCCUGUAAUUUAUGUUGUCGGAAGUUUGGGGUUUAUCUGGCUUACGAGGCCGGGCAGCUGUCCAUUUACCAGCUGGGUGUCCCUGUUAGACACCUGCACACUUUCACUGCCACCUUCACUAAGCCCCUUUAUGCUUUCUUCUGGUCAGAUAGUCCUGAUGCUGUGGCCCUAGAGAAGUGGAGCAGACGACAGGGGAACACCCUAAUGUUGGGUCUUCUGCCUGAUGGUAUUGUCCUAUUGUCUGAACUGGAAUAUCUGACGAUGAAUGAGAAGAAUCAGAGCAAGCAAGAAGGAGGGAGCAAGGCAAUAGAUCUGGGUCAGGAAGCACAUUGUGGUGCACAGAUACGUUUCAGUUCCAUAAUGGCGUCUGCAGAUCUGAGAGACGAGCUGAAAUGCUCCAUCUGCCUGAACAUCUACACAGAUCCCGUCACCCUGAGGUGUGGACACAACUUCUGUCUCAAGUGUAUUGAUCGUGUGCUAGACUCCCAGUGGAAUUCUUAUAGCUGCCCUGACUGCAGGCAAAUGUUCAAUCAUAGGCCAACAUUGUACAGGAACGUUACUCUGAAAAGUAUAGCAAACCAUUUCCAGCCUCCACCAGGACAGAAAAAAAAGGCUGGAGUCAUCUGCACCUACUGUCUACACUGCCCGGUGCCUGCUGUUAAGUCCUGUGUGUUGUGUGAAGCUUCUCUAUGUGAAAGGCACCUGAAAGUCCACAACAAAUCAUCAGAACACGUCUUGAUCAAGCCCACCACUUCCUUGCAGAACAGAAAAUGUUCCAACCACAAGAAGAUCCUGGAGUAUUUUUGCCCCAAAGAUGAGGUGUGUAUCUGUGUCUACUGUCGGGUUGAUGGAGACCACAAUGGCCACCAAGUUCAGUCUCUGGAUGAAGCCUCUGAAGAGAAGAAGGAGAAGCUUACAAAGGUUCUGGAGACACUGACCUCUAAGAAGAAGAAGGCUGAAACAAAAAUCCAGAAUCUACAGGAACGCCUGAAAAAAGAAAAGGGCAAGGCAGCUAAGAUAAAAGGUAAAGUCAACGCUCUGCUCAAAGACCUUAGAAAACAACUGGAGGACGUGGAGAGAAGGGUCCUCAGUGAGAUCUCUGGGCAGGAAAAGCAGGUAUCAGUCUUCAUCUUGGACCAGAUCCAACAGCUGGAGAUAAAGAAGAACCAUCUGUCCAAGAAAAUGGGUAAAAUCGAGGAGCUGUGUAAGAUGACUGAUCAUAUAACUGUCUUGCAAGACCCAAAAUUUCAAAACAAUUGGGGCCAAGAGGACGAUGAAGACCUUUGUGAUCAGAAGUUUGAAGGUACAGGUGACCUAGAUGAGGACCUGAUAAAGAAAACCAUACAUCAACAAGUAUCUGAUGUGACAUCUCAUGUCAACUCCUGGCUGUUUUUGCUGGACCCUGUGGACCUCUCGUUGGAUGUUAAUAUGGCUGCUAAUAAUAUAUGUAUAUCAGAAGACUUGAAGACUGCAUCAUUGAUUUAUGAAGACCAAGAUGGUGCAGAUUGCCCAGAGAGGUUUCCUGAAAAUAAGGUUUUAAGUACUCAGAGUUUUUCAUCUGGCCAACAUUACUGGGAGGUGGACACCAGUAAACAGGGGAACUGGAGGUUUGGUGCAACCUACCCCUAUCGAAAUGGUGUCUAUGGGGCCUCCUGGACUUUAAGGAGGAAUAAUUACCAGUGUUUAGCCGUUCAUGAAAGUAACGUUGUUCAUUUGUCCUGUAAUUUUUGUUGUCAGAAGUUUUGGGUAUAUCUGGAUUACGAGGCCGGGCAGCUGUCCUUUUACCAGCUGGGUGACCCUGUUAGACACCUGCACACCUUCACUGCCACCUUCACUGAGCCCCUUUAUGCUUUAUUCUGGUCUGAUAGUGCUGACUGGAUCAAAAGCAAAAGCUGAAGGACCUACCUGUAAUUCUCUUGAAGGUUAGUGAACCUUCAGCUUUAUUGGUUGUCUGAUUGUCUACCAUUCCAGUAAUAACCUGUCUGAUAAUGUAACCAGAUGUCCUGUGUGGUAUCUCAUGUUGGCGUUUGCCCGUAGGGUCAUAAAGUAUAGGUAUAAAUAUGCUAUAUGGUGCCCAAAAGCCAUCUCUAUACAGUUGUGUAAAUACCAAUGUUAUGAAAUGCCGCCACUACCAUACACUGCAUAAAUAAUGCCCUCAACGGUUGUAUAAUAGGUGCAGGUAGACACCCAUAUGACUAGAUGACAAGGAGGUCCUGGGCACCGAUCCACAGUUCAUGGUCCCAGCUGAGGCUAGAUGUUACCUACCAUAGACCUGUAUGCUGAUGCUGGAUGGGGGCGCUGAACACCGGAUAGUGCAUUAGCCAGAUAUGACCAUAAAUGACCUGUAGUAGACAGGCAGGAGUAUAUACACACAUAUAUACAAACUUUAACCCUUUAAUGUCACAUCAAUGAGAUACUAUAAUUUGGACAACCACAACAGUACCUAAAUAGCACCAUACAGCGCUCAAAAAUACUCACAUAAAAUGCUCUAUAGCUGCAAAACCAGUGCUUAAUACUGCCGUACAGUGCGCUCAUAUAAUACUGCCAUAUAGUUUGUUCACAUACUGCCAUACAGUGCCCAAAUAAAACCACCAUACUCUGCUCAAGUAAUACUGCCAUACAACGCUAUAAUAAUGCUGCUACACAAUACUGAACUAACACUGCCAUACAAUGCUCUAGUAAUACUGCCAUACAGUGUGCUCAACUAAUGCCGUACAAUGCUCAAAUAAUACUGCUACACAGCCUGCUCAUAUAAUCCUGCCAUGCAAUUGUCAUAUAAUACUGCCACACAGUGUGUUCAUUUCAUACUGCCAUACCAUGCUCACAUAAUAAUGCUAUAUUGUGCACUGAUAAUGUUGCCAAGUAAAUUUAGAUGAAUUACAUCACUUGUCUUUUUGUUACCCCUUACACAGCGACUCCCAGUUUAGACUCAUCCACAUAUUACUCGUAGCCUGGUGGCAGAUAUAGUGGAAACAUAAAUACCGUAGAUGAAGCCCAUGAGGCUGCUACAGCAACCCUGGAGAAAGGCCGAGGAGAGUGGAAGGUGGUGGGUGCUGCUCUACAUAUCUCAUAUAAAACCACAUUACAUUCAAGUAUUACAGCCACACAGUGCUCAAAUAAUACUGCUGUACAAUGCUAUAAUAAGACUGCCAUACUGUGCUCUAAUAAUGUUGUCAAAUAAAUUAAUUUUGAUUAUU
Messenger RNA from Bufo gargarizans (Asiatic toad), 4683 nucleotides. RefSeq lists its product as uncharacterized. Bases 11 to 3382 code for a protein of 1123 amino acids. The transcript is spliced from 5 exons. Gene Ontology annotation, molecular function: zinc ion binding; protein binding; ubiquitin-protein transferase activity. The record is from RefSeq and is a predicted model, not a curated record. Lineage: Eukaryota; Metazoa; Chordata; Amphibia; Anura; Bufonidae. Gene Ontology annotation, biological process: protein ubiquitination.